Photinus pyralis (common eastern firefly) is the source of this 539-nucleotide messenger RNA. Its product is annotated as lisH domain-containing protein FOPNL-like. The coding region runs from base 98 to 478 and encodes 126 amino acids. The transcript is spliced from 3 exons. The record is from RefSeq and is a predicted model, not a curated record. NCBI's taxonomy places the organism in Eukaryota, Metazoa, Arthropoda, Insecta, Coleoptera, Lampyridae. Gene Ontology annotation, biological process: microtubule anchoring; cilium assembly. Gene Ontology annotation, molecular function: protein binding. Gene Ontology annotation, cellular component: ciliary basal body; centrosome; motile cilium.
CAAAUGCCUUAGAGCAGGCAAAGGUCAUUCUGGUAUCCAGCAUGUUUCACAGUGUCCAUAGUAACCACAGGACAAACAAACGUGACUGACAUCAAACAUGAGUGAUCCUAUGGAAGAUCAUUUAUUCAAAGAGGUCAAGAGAAAUUUGGAAGUCGAUGGACGUUUACAAAAAUUUACGGCGGAACUUCGUUCGACCCUCAUCUCGAUUCUUAACGGCCGCCCCCCUCGAGAUCAAAAUUAUAACGAGAUUCCCAAGGAAACUAGACUAAUCAACGAUUUAAUACGCGAGUACCUUAUCUGGAACGGCUACAUUUACACAGAAGAGUUUUUAGUCGCUGAAUCUGGUGCGGAGAAAGAAAAACCAUCUAGAGAGGAUCUUACCGAAAAAUUGGGAAUAGCUGACGAUUAUUCCACAACAAAGAUACCGCUGUUGUAUUAUAUUGUAUGUGCAUUUGAAAUGCAAGAGCAAAGUACCUAACCAAUGUGACAAACGAGAUAUAUACAAUUGUAUUUUAAAUAAAUAUUAACUGUUAUUACAA